This is a messenger RNA of Lolium perenne, 342 nucleotides long. Lineage: Eukaryota; Viridiplantae; Streptophyta; Magnoliopsida; Poales; Poaceae. The record is from RefSeq and is a predicted model, not a curated record.
AUGGCGGCCACCUCCAGCUCGCGCUCUCCGAACUCCUCCGCUACACUCAUGCGGGACGUUCGUGACGCGGCCGAUCGGGCGCUCGUCGUCGGCGUGCGCGGCCGCUCACGGUGGAGCAGCGCCAUCCUCCCCGCCUCCUGCACCACGGUGCUCAUCGGCGAGAGCCGCGCGCGUGCCGGCGCUGGCGAGGAAAACGAGCUGGGGCGGCUGGUGCCCGGGUACCUUCCUGAUGCUGAAGCGUCGGACUGCGUCACCGCGCUCCAGAGUCCAGAUGCAGGUGCACGCCAUGCUCGUGCUCGAGCAGGCCCUCUCCUCCGUCUCACCUCCUUGUCGCCGUUGUGA